ACUUCCUUCAUAAACAUGGCGGCAACAUUUGUAAUUUCAAGAUCUAGCGUUUUUGGAAGAAUAAGGGGCUUGAAUCAGUUUUCUAACCAUAAAUCAACGUUUACUUCGACAAGGAAGAAAAAAUCCAACGCUGCCUUUUUACUUGGAUUUGGACUUGCUGGAUUGGUAGGAUUUUCAGGAAUUUUAUAUGGAAAGAAACAGAGGAAGAAGAUUACAGCCACAAGUGUCGAAAAGGAUAGUCUUGCGGAGGAACAUUGCUCCUCACAGUCAGUUUCUAAUGUUGAAGAAACAAAUAGAAAUUAUUGCUCAUCUUGGACCCUACAAUCUACAAUAGAGGAAUCACAAUCCAUCAUUAGGUGUAUGAAAGAAGAGACUGGCUCUCCUGGAGUUUGUGUAGCUGUGAGCAUUGAUGGGAAAACUGUGUGGAGUGAAGGAUUUGGCUUUGCAGAUGUAGAAAAUAGAGUAUUAUGUUCCAGCAAAACUGUUAUGAGAAUUGCAAGCAUUAGUAAACCUCUUACUGCAACAGCUGCAGGUGAGUGAUGUGAUUCCUUUUGU
Molecule: messenger RNA, 555 nt
Organism: Orbicella faveolata
Lineage: Eukaryota; Metazoa; Cnidaria; Anthozoa; Scleractinia; Merulinidae
Product: serine beta-lactamase-like protein LACTB, mitochondrial
Biological process (GO): proteolysis; regulation of lipid metabolic process
Cellular component (GO): mitochondrion
Molecular function (GO): peptidase activity
Source: RefSeq, a predicted model, not a curated record